Messenger RNA from Cuculus canorus (common cuckoo), 1519 nucleotides. RefSeq names its product arachidonate 5-lipoxygenase activating protein (gene ALOX5AP). Gene Ontology annotation, biological process: leukotriene biosynthetic process. The transcript is spliced from 5 exons. Bases 329 to 814 code for a protein of 161 amino acids. Gene Ontology annotation, cellular component: nuclear envelope; endoplasmic reticulum; membrane. The record is from RefSeq and is a predicted model, not a curated record. Gene Ontology annotation, molecular function: leukotriene-C4 synthase activity; glutathione peroxidase activity; glutathione transferase activity. Lineage: Eukaryota; Metazoa; Chordata; Aves; Cuculiformes; Cuculidae.
AAAAUGCUCAGACGUAUUUUAGAUAUCGUUUCUAUUUCGCUCCUGUGCAAGAAGGACAAUAGAUACAUUUCCACACUAUAUAUCCUCUCAGAUAACAGAUAUAUAAGCUCUUGUUUCUCUGGGCUUCAUCUGUAUGUGAUGAAGAAGGGAGGAAGCCUGUGGCUGUGUUGCUCUGACCCACACGCAAGCACAGGGUGCUGCCACUCUCCUAUGAAACCAUAGGAAGUGUUCAUGAUUCAAGAUAAGAAAGGCCUUCACUUCCUCUUGUGCUUGCAGGGCUGAGCUACCACCAAGGCUGCACGUUCCACCCUGAGAGCCUGCUUACGAAAUGGACCGGGAAACCCUGGGAAGCAUUGUCCUGCUCGCCAUCGUCACCUUGAUUAGUGUUGUCCAGAAUGCUUUUUUUGCUAGCAAAGUGGAGCAUGAAAGCAAACACUGCAAUGGCAAAGGGUUCCAGCGGCCAGGAUCCUCAGCUUUCGACCGCGUCUACACUGCCAACCAGAACUGUGGACACGCAUACCCAACAUUUCUGGCUGUGCUUUGGUGUGCUGGUCUUCUCUGCAGCCAAGCUCCUGCUGCCUUUGCUGGCCUAAUGUACUUGUUUGUGAGGCAGAAGUACUUUGUGGGCUACCUUGGGGAAAGGACACAGAGCACUCCUGGUUACUUGUUUGGAAAGCGCAUCAUUUUGUUCCUGUUUCUCAUGUCUGUGGCUGGAAUACUCAACUACUAUCUCAUCUUCUUUUUCGGAAGUGACUUUGAAAUGCACAUAAAAACGAUAACCAGUGCAAUCUCUCCAUUGCUGCUCAUCCCAUAGCUCCCUGCAGCACUGAAUGGGUCAAUGUGCUUAACAUAUCGAUACCUAGAAGCAACCAUAAUUCAACUGUUUAAUAAAUGAACCUGUAACCCUUUUAGAUUGUUGUAAAUCUCAUGCUUGAUGGGCUUUGUAGUUCGAUUUAACCUUGCUUUUUCCUUCAGGAGAAAGAUUUAUCAUGAGCAUUUGGCACACUCAAGGAAUGGUAACAACUUCCAGUGAUAUCUUUAGAGUUUUUUUCUAUAAGUGCAGCUUGCAAGCUGGCUGCAUGACUGGAAAGGAUAUUGUACGCUUGCUUCAUAACUGUGUUGUACUUAGCUCUUGUCCGAAAGCCUAGCGUCAUCCCUGACUGAUGGUGCCCACAGUUACCCUCGUGCAGAGGCACAGCCUUUUGACAGCACUUCAGAUGCCCCUUCCCAAAUAAAGACACAGAGCAGCUCCUUCACCUACUCUUUCCCUCCCACUUGUUGAUGAAUGAGCUCCCACUGCUGCAAGAGGGUGGCAAACUGGUCACUGUCUGGUCUUCCUUGAUAAAUAUUCAUGUGUGUAAGGCUCUUGACACUGAUCUCAUUUACACUUCUGCCUUUUUGUUCUCUCAGAGCUAUGGAAAAGGGUCUUGUGUGAAUGAGGAUCUGGUGUAUUGGUGGUGGAUUUGGUUUUGUUUUACUUGGCUUUGUUUAAUAAAACUGUCUAAAAGGAUGAAAUCUG